AGCGGUGAUUCCAGCUCCAAGCGCAAGAUUGCUAUGGGUGCCCUUGGCAGGAGGAGGACCGUAGAAAUUCGGCUGCGGUUGCUGGUAAUUUCCAUAGCCUAGCGGGCUGCUGCUGGAAAUUUUCGCCAUAGCCAAGGAUCGCUUACGCUUUAUGGCGCUUGGCGGAGAGCGUGGAUUGUGGGUGCUAUGUAUUGCGUUUCGUUUGCUGAAUGCCCUGCUCGUUCGCACGUACUUCAACCCGGACGAGCACUGGCAAGCACUCGAAGUUGCGCACCGCAUUGUCUUCGGCUAUGGACAUCUCACUUGGGAAUGGAACAAAGGUCUUCGCAGCUACCUCCACCCGCUCAUGUUCGCUGCGCUCUACAAGAUGUUGGCAGUGCUUAAGCUGGAUACUCCAUGGUUCAUGGCGAGGUCGCCAAGGCUUUUUCAGUCUCUCAUUGCCGCAGCCGGUGAUGUUUACCUGUGGAAGCUCUCUCGUCGAGCAUUCGGUGACCGUGUGGCAAAGUGGACCAUGUUUUGCCAGCUCGUGAACUGGUUCACCUUCUUUUGCAUGGUUCGCACUCUAUCCAGCAGCAUCGAGACUGUCCUCACGACGAUUGCUCUCUUCUACUGGUCAUCUCCAACCAUCGACAAGCACUUCGGAUUUAUGUCGAAUCGUCAGCUUGCUCUAUGCGUUGCAUGGAUCUCGUGUGCCAUCCGGCCUACUAGCGCUGUCAUCUGGCUAUACGUGGGGAUUUAUCACCUCUACGAAUGCCGUGACAAAUUCAGAUAUCUCCUCCAUGAAGUUCUUCCUAUCGGGUGUGUCAUUCUUGGAGCGACUUUCGCUUUGGACAGGAUCAUGUAUGGGAAAUGGAUAUUUGUGCCGCUGAGAUUCUUCCAGUUUAAUUUCCUCUCGGGUGGUGGUGACUUCUACGGCAGCCAUCCCUGGCACUGGUAUUUCACUCAGGGGUUUCCAGCUAUGGCGUUCACACACUUGCCGCUAGCUGUGCUUGGGAUUUGGUGGUCGCGGGAGUGGUUUCUUGCGGGUCUUGUAGCCUGGAUAUUGUUCACGUACAGUCUGCUCGGGCACAAAGAAUUCAGGUUUGUCUUGCCAGCUCUUCCUUUGGCGAUGCUGUUUGCUGGAUACAGCCUUGCCUCCAUUGAGGCCGGAAGCAAGAAAAUCGUCAAAGAAAAAUCCGGUGGACGAUGGCCGCUUAAGCUUACAAUCAUUCUCAUCGGGCUGCUUGUCUCUAACGCUCCAACUGCGCUUUACACUUCGCUCGUCCAUCAGCGCGGCUCAGAAGCAGUGAUGGAGUACCUUGGCAAAGAAGCGACAGACCAAAGGGUGGAAAGCAUUGCGUUUCUGACGCAAUGCCAUGCGACUCCAUUCUACUCGUCGCUGCACAAGGAUUUGCCAAUGAGAUUCUUAGAUUGCUCUCCCAGCAGCGAUGGUGGCAAAGACGAGGCCUCACGGUUCAUGGAAGAUCCACUCGCAGCACUCUCCGUCAUGUUUGGCGACGGGAACGUGCCCAGCCACAUCGUCUUUUUCGACUCUUUGGAGGACAAACUCCGGCCAUUUCUGGAAGCACGCUCUUACAAGCUGGUGAAGAAGGUGUUCCAUGCCCAUUUCCCUGUUGAUCGAGAGCUCCAAGCGUAUCUUUGCGUGUUUUCGACAACUAAACGGCCGCUAUCAACAGCGAGCGAGUCCUUCCAUAGUCGCUGAGGAGGAAAAGACUUCACAGAACGGUCGUACGGAACCUGCGCUAGAGUUCAAAAAACAGAGAGGACUAGCUUUGCUACAAAAGCAGCUCGAGGCUAAAGGUGGCAGCCACACAAGGUCCAGGAUCGAGUCGCAUGAACGAGCUGCACGUAUAUCCUACAGAAGCCAUGCAGCGUCUAGCGGUGGAGACAACCUUGGCGAGACAGAAGCGCGAGACAUGAACGAGUGCAUUGAGAAUUUCGAGCACCCGUGAUUCUGAUCGGUCUGGCGGAAUGGUGAAAGAGAUAGUAGCGUCUGGGGCAUCCACUUUGCUGGCAAACGAAGCUGGUUGACAACGAGCUGCUCAUUCUCUUUGACGAGUGCGGUGAAGGCAUUUCAAGCUUUUUGGAGCCUUUCGAUCGUCAGCAUCUGCCCAACUUGUGCUGAAACUCGGGGUCCAAGACGCACGAGGUGACACUUUCAAAAGGCCGGCAACAGAUCUGCUUAUCACUCCCGUGACGAAAGCUAACCAGCGAGCUGCUGCUGUCACGGCUCUCAUCUCAUGUGCGAUCCUGAUGACGCGACCGACUUCACCGACUUUGGACUGAAGCAAGAAUUUAUGGGAAGCUUUGAGUGGAAAGAAGAUGACGAAGAUGACGAAGUGUCGUGAUUCAUGAGAAAGCUGCGGGUGAGUACGAAGAACGAAGGACAAAGAACGCUCUGCAAGUACCAGCGCAUCUUGGUGAACAGGUGAUUGAAAUUUCAUCCUUGAGCUUGCAAGGUGUGGCUCGGUGCAAGACAGCUCAAGAAAAACUGGUGGAAGGUGCUCCUCUCGAAGACGGCCUGCUGGAUGAAGCUGGUUAGCUGGUGCGACCGGCGCUACUGCAGAGUUCACGGUCAGGCCCUGCAAAUCUCACUGGCCUUCGUGUCGGAGCUAACCAGGAGCGACAGGUCUCACUGCAAGGUGAUGGGCUUCCUCUUGGGGUGAUGAGAGCUCUGGUUGGAAAAUUUGGGGCCGACUUAGCUGGGCUGGAAAAAUCAAUGGAGCUGCUGUGAGCAUGAACCACUGGUGGCAUUCCUUGUUCGUGCGUGGAGAAGUUCUGUAGAUCGUCAACGUCCUGGAAGAACGAAGCAAUCCAGUGGCAGUAAAAGCAGCAAAGGAUUGUCUAGUGUGUUUAUGCCAGAUCAUCAACGAGAACAAGCUCGAGGCUUGCGGCCUUUUGCUGCGACUGUGUUGCCAACCAGCUUGGAUCGAGUAUCAGGAACAGUGAUGAUUCCCAAUCACCGAAGGCUACCAGGAGGUGUUCCUUAUUGCCGACUUUGCAGCCUUGCUCCACAGCAGAUGGACGAGCUGUGCAAAGCUUCUGUGAGAGUUUUCGAAGCCUCGGGCUGGUGGAGCUACAGGUUUUGCCACUCCUGACUGGUAAUCAGCCUCAGCAGUGUGCCAUCGCCCAGUUCUUCUGCAAGGCCCAAGCCAUCGGCGGCAUCAGUGUGUAUAAGAGCUCGUUUUCUUCGCACGUAGUGUCAUGUUGGGUUUCAUGACAGCUUAGAAUGCAAGACUUACAGGA
Messenger RNA from Selaginella moellendorffii, 3246 nucleotides. RefSeq names its product GPI mannosyltransferase 3-like. NCBI's taxonomy places the organism in Eukaryota, Viridiplantae, Streptophyta, Lycopodiopsida, Selaginellales, Selaginellaceae. The transcript is spliced from 8 exons. Bases 152 to 1702 code for a protein of 516 amino acids. Gene Ontology annotation, biological process: GPI anchor biosynthetic process. Gene Ontology annotation, cellular component: endoplasmic reticulum membrane. Gene Ontology annotation, molecular function: alpha-1,2-mannosyltransferase activity. The record is from RefSeq and is a predicted model, not a curated record.